AAUACAUGUGGAGCAGUUGAGAUCAUUUAAUGAGAAAUGAUUUUGUAUUGAGAUCUGAGCAACAAAGAAAAUGUUUUUUCUGAAAAUAACAGCAUUUACAAAGUAACAAUCUAGCAGUGUUGAAAGCUGCUACAUGAGACAUUUUUGAGAACUUUUUUUUUCUUUUAGAUUUCUUUCGUUUUGGUUGUUUGUUUGUGUCAACUGUUUGUCAAGCGAGUCAACCCCGCAAACUUUUUAACUGGAUAAAUGAAGAGGUUAAACUAUUUAUCAAGAACCAAAUCAGCUGUAAUUCCUGUUACAUAAUUUCCUUUAACUUCAGCCUGCCAGAGCGCAUUCACCAGCUACUAGUUUACCUAUACUGGCAGUCAUGAGUUCGCACGCGCUGCGUUUCUGGCCGAACUAGAGGAGCUUAUCAAGAAGAAUCCAGUGUUUGAUUUUGGACCAGAACCGGAAGUUUUUGGAGUGACUGACCGUAUCGAACAGCGAGAGCAUGAGGAGACUGACGGCGGCGCGGAGCGGCUCUCUGCUCGGCCUCGUGCUGCUGCUGCUGCGCGCUGAACUCUGCGGGUCGCAGCGAUUUCUCUCACAGAAUAAAGCGUCUCAGUUCCUCCUACGACAUAGACGUGCAAACACCCUGUUUGAGGAGAGCAAGAAAGGAAACCUGGAGCGCGAAUGCAUCGAGGAGCUGUGCAAUAAAGAGGAGGCACGAGAAAUAUUUGAGAACAAUCUAGAAACGGAAUAUUUCUAUCCCAAGUAUGUUGUGUGUCUGGGAUCUCACCGCGUCGGGAUCAAUAAUCCAAACUCUGAGCCUGGAAUCCCUCAGAACCUCCGUACCUGUGUUCAAGAGAUCAGUAACCAGUGUCUGCCGCUGCCGUGUCAUAAGGACGGUUAUGAACGCUGUGUGGACGGUCAGGGCUCCUUCACGUGUGUUUGUAAAGCUGGAUGGAGGGGUCAGCGCUGUGAGCAGGAUAUUAAUGAGUGUGAAGACCCAGAAUUCCCUGCGGGCUGCAGCCAAACGUGUUACAACCUCCCCGGCAGCUUCAUGUGCAGCUGUGAGAAGGGCUUCUACACCCUUGACAACAUCCUCUGCAAUGAUAUCAAUGAGUGUAUCCUGUAUCCCAGUGUGUGUGUGGAACCUUCUAAAUGUGUCAAUGCUCCGGGAACGUUUGAGUGCCGCUGCCCUUCGGGAUACCAGUACAACAUGAGCUCACGCAAAUGUGUCGAUCUGGAUGAGUGUGAGCAGGAUGUGUGUGAUGGCGAGUGCGUGAACACUAUCGGGAGUUUCUCGUGUCACUGUGACGGGCGUAAAGGUGUGAAGCUGGCGGAGGACAGCCGUCAGUGUGAGAAGAUCCCCAAGUGUUUGGAUCUGUAUGACUACAAGCAUGAGCAGAUGCUGUAUCUGGGAGAGCAGUUCUCCGGUUUACCUGUCAUAUACCUGCGCUUCCGUCUGCAGGCCGACACCAAGUUUGCAGCUGAAUUUGAUUUCCGCACGUUUGAUCCUGAGGGAGUGAUUCUGUAUGCCGAGUCUUCGCAGGACUCCUGGUUUAUGUUGGGUUUACGGUCUGGCCGCAUCGAGGUUCAGUUUAAGAAUGAACACUCCAUCAAAAUGACCAGCGGAGGAAAAGCCAUCAAUGAUGGCCAGUGGCAUGUGAUCUCUGUGGAGGAGCUGAUGGGAAGCAUCAGUGUGAAGAUCAGUAAAGAGGCCAUAAUGAGCAUUAACAGUCCUGAGCGACUCUUCAGCCCCGUCAACGACAAACUGGAUACAAAGGUUUACAUUGCCGGCCUGCCUAAUCGCAACGAGAGCCUCAUCAAACCAAUCAACCCGAGGCUGGAUGGCUGCAUCCGUGGCUGGAAUCUGAUGAAUCAGGGCGCGUCUGGAGUGAAGGAGGUGAUUCAGGAGAAGGAGAGCAAACACUGUUAUGUGCAUGUGGAGAAAGGCUCUUUCUUCAGCGGCGGAGGCCUGGCACUCUUCAACAUCAACUACAGCAGCACAAAUCUCUGGAAGCUGGAUGUUGUGAUGAACAUCCGUCCAUCCAGCAGCACCGGUGUAUUAUUUUCCCUGAUUAGCAACCACUCUGUCCCUCUGUCCGUUGCCGUGGUGACGCAAGGACCUGAUGAUGCGAAUCUGCAGGUUUUCAUGGACGGCAUCUGCGUGGCGACGCUACAGUCUCUGAUGCUGUGUUAUCCGGAUUGGUUGGUGGUGGAGAUGAAAGCAUCAGCUGAUGGUCUCCACAUCACAGCAAACUCCUCCAGCGUGUCCUACAGUGACUCUGAAACCCUGAGCAUGGCUUUAUCCAAACUCAACAGUGCCAUGCAGGGUCACGUCCACACUUACAUAGGAGGACUUCCAGAUCUCCCGCUGUCCGUCACUCCCAUCUCUGCAUUCUACCACGGCUGUCUGGAGAUCAGUGUAAAUGGACAGCAGCUGGAUUUCGACGAGGCUGUUAGCAAAGACAACAGCAUCAAGUCUCACUCCUGUCCUCCUGUUUCCGCCCCAGACCCUCCGUCCGCUGAAUCCCAGCUGCGCUAGACAGGAAAUGACAUCACAGCCUAAUGCAGGGACACCUGACCGGCUGCGUCUGUCUGUGAGUUCCUGUCAAACACAUGAUGCGAUGUCCUGAUUCUGGGUUCAGCAGGAGACGGAGAGAGAAAGCUUGACCUGUGAUGUUUCUUUGUGUUUUUAAUUGAUCCACUCAUUAGUUGACUGAUGACUAACCUGUGAAAGAGCUUCAGAAGCUCAUGAGCCUCUAUUUAAAGAUGCCACACAUAUUCAUUCCAGUAUUUUUAUUCCUGACGUGUGUCUUUAAUCAGGUUUUUACUCGCAGUAUAGAGCCGUCAGUUUGUAUCUUGUAUAUAACACACUAAUUUGAAUGUGAUGUGAAUAUGUUUAGGUGGAUAUUGAACACUAGUGCCGCAUUAAUUGUUGUAAUAAAACAUGAAAUGCAGCUUGUUGUCGUCGUCGUCAUCAUCAUGCAAAUGCAAAUCUCACCU
Sinocyclocheilus anshuiensis is the source of this 2991-nucleotide messenger RNA. It is a transcript of the gene pros1, whose product is annotated as protein S. The record is from RefSeq and is a predicted model, not a curated record. Gene Ontology annotation, molecular function: calcium ion binding. NCBI's taxonomy places the organism in Eukaryota, Metazoa, Chordata, Actinopteri, Cypriniformes, Cyprinidae. The transcript is spliced from 14 exons. The coding region runs from base 491 to 2530 and encodes 679 amino acids. Gene Ontology annotation, cellular component: extracellular region.